AUGAAGAAACUGAGAAAGACGUGUGAAGGAGUUGGCUCGCAGCUGAAGCAGCACCUGGUAUCAGGAUGUGGAGUAGGACAAAGCCGUGCUGUGAUUGAGCCUUCUGCUUUCAAACAACGCCCUGCUUUCUCCAGGGCAAUCUUUAGCACUAAAAUUUUGUCCUUAGUUCUCAUUGGUCCCGGCUUGGGCAAAAUUCCCAGAGUGGGACGUCAGCCAUUGAAAGCAGAGGAGAAUGAAUGUGAAGAAGAAAUGGUAGCCAGCUUCGGUAACCUUGCAGAUGUGAAUACUGGAUUAAAUGGAGCAGCAGGACCUUGUGGGAAGGUUGACUGCUCCAAGGCACCGCAGCUGAUAGAAAUUCACGUCAAAUGCCUGAGGGGAGUCAAAGAUAAGGUCCCUAAAGGCCACUACACCCUCAAAGUUUCUGUUCUCAGCCGCUUAGGUGGUGGCUUGCUGGAGUGGCCCAAACUGAAGGAGCAGCCUCAAGGCAGGACAACGCUGCCAGUUAGUCACGACGGAAACUUCUACAACACUGAAAUCUACUUUGGACAAAGUAUCCAGACAGUUUUACCACCUAGAAAAGCUGUGAAGCCAGGCAUGGUCCUCCUCUUUGAACUCUUCCUUCUUCGUGGGACCCGUACUUGGAUUGAUCGAGAAGUGGGAUGGGGAGCUUUUCCCUUGUGUGACAACAAUUUUAAUGCUUUGGAGGGAAAAUUUAAAUGUCCCUUCCUCAGAGGCCAUUACAACUCCAAAGUUGACCGAUUCAAAAAAAUUGAAAAUUUUAUUUCUCAAGACUUGGAUCAUUGGUUAUGCAAUCUCUACUUUCAGAGGAUGAUUUUUACCAAGAUAGCUGUGGCAGUGCAGAUGAGCGCUGCAGCUCAUUUCAGCCGAAGGAAGACCAAGGAGGACAUCACAAGGGGCGAUAACGCCAAACAUGCAAGGAACCUGCUGGUCACUCCAGAGAGAGGCGAUGCCAGUACCGAAUUAGGCCCCAUGCACGUAAAUAUGUUAUUCCAGAUCAACUGGAAUAACCCACCUGACCAAUGUUAUCAAGAAAAAUCAGGUCCUGGGAACAAUGCAAGACCAGAAGAAGGAAAAGCAUCUGAAGAGAGCAAUUUUUACUUGGAGGACUUAGAGAAAUAUACUUUUUCUGUAUGUUGUCCUGCUGGUUUAAGCGGGGUCAUUUGCCAGCGGGUUGUCGAGCGUUUCCAUUUCGUAGUAUAUGCAGCCUUCUCAGAGCUGGGAGCCGCACACUGGCGCUCCAGGGACUUCUGGCUGCUCGUGCUGCUGGUAGUUUUGCUUUGGUUUGUGAGACUUUACCUGCAUUAUUUGAGCCAAUGGCUCUUCCUUCAGAUCAUCUCUGUUCCUGUUACAAAAUUGCAGCUUUUUCCUCACACUGUCGAACUGUGCUACCAGAACUCCUUGCUGCAGACCAGUGAAGAGUUGGUCAUGGUUGUGGUGGGACCCCUAACCUUGAACGCAGGGCUGCUUCUUAUGGUCCUGAUCAGAUGGGGCUGUCAGCAGCUGUUUGACUCAUUCCCUUCCUUCUUGUCAAAGUUUAUCAUAGCUCUGGGACUCUGGACAGUACUAGACCCCUUGGCAGUGUUCAUAGUGGAUUCAGUCCUGGGGCGACUUGGGAACAGUGUAGAGAAACCCAUUGCUGAUGCUGCAAAGCUCUACUGGGUCUUUGUAAGAGCAGAGGAGUCAGGGAUUCCUGGUGCCUUAAUCACUGUGAUGCUUUAUACAGUCCUGUUCAUCAUCUCAUCAACGGUGUUGUACCUGUACUUCUUAAGGCUACAUAGUGAAGGUUGGCUGUUGGAUGUAUUUCGACGCAUUCAUGGUGAGGAAGGCACAUUCUUUGUUCCAUUGGACCUAGAGAUUUCCAAUCAGGAGCUGAGCUACAUUAUGAAGAGGGCUGAGCAGUGGAGAGGAAUCAACGGUGAAAGACGGAUGGUGGCAGUGUCUGAUUACAUCUGGAAGGACCACGCUAGCAAGCCUGGUGUCUCCAGCUGUGACCUCCAGCACCAGGAUGAAAUCCCUGACUCUGCAGCUAACUCGAGAGGUAGCACCACCGUUCACGUCUCUGUCUACACUGUUCACCUCAGCGGCUUCCAGGAUCUCUACAGGCACUUCCUCAGGCUACCUGAUGGAGCUAUCAUUGAGAUGGUUGUAGUUGCUGAGAACCAUCCAAUAGACAAGAAGUUGUGCCAGAAUCAGGAAAACUUGAAGCCUGGGCUUAACCCGGUCUUCCCAUUGACUUCUGCACAGGACUGUGGAAUUCAUUGA
Molecule: messenger RNA, 2283 nt
Organism: Pygoscelis adeliae (Adelie penguin)
Lineage: Eukaryota; Metazoa; Chordata; Aves; Sphenisciformes; Spheniscidae
Exons: 15
Coding region: 1-2283 (760 amino acids)
Cellular component (GO): perinuclear region of cytoplasm
Source: RefSeq, a predicted model, not a curated record